AUGGGACAGAGGUGUUCCAAGAAAGAUUUGGACGAUUUCGAAGAAGACGACGACGAAGAAAACGCCAUGUUCUCGGAAGAAGACGAUGAGUUUGACAGCCAGCAUCCUCCUCGCAGUGAUGGAGCCGAAAGCGACACGGCUGGUGGUCGUCGCACAACAACAACUACUGAUACUUCUGACUUUUCCAACCAGUUUCGACGCAAAGACAACCGUGCUCGGACCUUAUCGGCCGAUGCCAAGAAGCGACGAGCUUCCAACUACAAUGACGUUCACAUCCAAGUAAGCGAACAGCUCAAGCAAUUUGAAGAUAACAAUGCACAAGUGGCCUUGAACCGCGACUACCGACCCAUGGGGGUGGUUGGAUUGCAGAACCUGGGGAACACUUGCUUCUUGAAUAGCAGCAUUCAGUGUCUGAGCGCUACCAUUCCCCUGACAGAUUACUUCUUAGGAUAUGACUACAAAUCAGAAAUCAACACGAAGAACUUCUUGGGGACUGGAGGGAAGCUAGCUACGGCCUACGCACAAUUACUCAAAGAAAUGUGGCUAAGCAACAAAACCGUCGUCAGACCUGUUCAAUUCAAAAAACAACUCAGUAAAUUCGCUCCCCAAUUCAGUGGAACCUACCAGCACGAUGCACAGGAAUUAUUGUCAUUUUUGCUAGAUGGCAUCCACGAGGAUCUCAACAGAGUCAAAGACAAACCUUACGUCGAAGAUCGAGAUUGCGACGGAAAAAAUGACGAAGCCGAUGCCAUUGAGGCAUGGAAGAACUACCUACGACGCAACAAGAGUCUCAUUGUCGAUCUCUUCCAAGGACAGCUACGCAAUACAUGUCGAUGUAAUGUCUGCGGACAUACGAACAUUCGAUUUGAACCAUUCAUGUACUUAUCACUACCAAUAUCAGAUUCUUGUCGCAACCUGCAGGAUUGUCUCGAUUUGUACAUUAGUACGGAUGAACUGCGCGGGGAGAAUCGGUGGUACUGUGAAAAAUGCAAAAAGCACCGCGAUGGAACCAAAAAGAUUGAUCUAUGGAUCGUUCCACCCAUUCUGAUUGUCCACUUGAAACGAUUCAAAUACAAUGAGUACGGUCAAGUGGGAUCCAAAAACAACGCCCACAUAAAAUUCCCCAUGGAAGGUUGGGACCUGUCGGAUGCCGUUAAAUCAAAAGGCAGUGUCAAACCUGUCUACGACUUGUACGCAGUGUCCAAUCACAUUGGGGGCCUGCGGUCCGGCCACUACACUGCCUAUUCCAUGACGCGGUUCGAUGAACAAUGGGUCGAGUUCAACGACAGCAAUCCACGACCAAUUACCCCCGACGUUGUCACCCGAAACGCAUCGGCCGCUUACGUGCUCUUUUACAAUCGAUCCGACAAGGAGGAAUCCGUCCAUGAUAAUGAAAGCGAUGCGCCGACGAGUGCCCGAUAUCCCAUGGUGCGACGACAAAGUGUCACCCGACCGGAUCUGUGGCCUCAUACCCAGGUCGAAGACAGCAAAUUCCGAGAUUACCGAAGACGGUCGAAUGCCAUGAAUGGUUCCAUGCGUAGUCUGGGCGAGUCGUUUCACUCACCCCCAACGUCUCCCAUGCCAUCAUCCGGUCGACGAUCCGCCAACAUUAUUGCCAAUACUGUUGUGGCGCCCAUGAUUUCGCCAAAGACCAGUUCCAGAUCCACGACACCGGAUCCAGAGUCGUCUUCCAGUGUGCGGAAGCGGACGACGCGAACUGCAAAGAAGAGUUCUAACCGCCGUCGGGGAGACCGGUAG
This is a messenger RNA of Seminavis robusta, 1758 nucleotides long. NCBI's taxonomy places the organism in Eukaryota, Bacillariophyta, Bacillariophyceae, Naviculales, Naviculaceae. The record is from the annotation of a GenBank genome assembly.